AUGAUUUCCCUCUUACUAUUUUGUUUGAUGUAACAAUAAGCAACUGCUGCAUGCAGCCCAACUGAUCCAACACUUUGUGAUGCAGAAACAGGUUGCGGUUGGUGGACAGAUGGAGGGUGUUAUGAAUGUUCCUAAUGGAAUUAAGCUGAUUGUGAAAAUAUGUGUGGAUGGUAUAAUUCGGCUUGCAUAUCAUGCCCCAGUGUGCCAACUGCAUCAUGCAUUUCAUCAGGAUGUGGUCUUUCCACUAGCAAUUAGUGCAUAAAUUGUGCAGGACUAAAUAGCUCAGCAUGCCCUAACUACAUUGGAUGCUAUCUUAAAGAUGGAAAGUGCUAUCCAGUAAUAUUUACAGCCUAAUCUAAUUGCGUGUCACCAUAUUUAUGGAUUAAUUCAAAAUGUUAAAUUACAGCUUGUAAUUCAACGAAUAAAAAGAGCUGCAUAUGUGGAACAUCUAAUUUAGCAGUUUGUGGCUCGUCAUAAAGUUGCCAAGAUUUCUCAGCGUCUACUGGAAAGUGUUUAUAAAAAUGUUCUUAAAAUUUAAAUUCAAAUUCUUGCCUUUGUGGAAACGAUAAUGUAGAAUGUCUUAGCACUACAUAUUGUUUAGACAUUGCAGCUACAUCAGGAUAAUGCAAGUAGCCUUGUUAAGGAUCAAAUAUUUCAGAUUGUAUAUGCGGAACUUCCUAUUGUGAUUCAAAUAUGUUGUGCAAGAAUAAUUCAUGUGUAGCUGCUUGUUCAUCAAUUUAUUAAAAUAAUUGUUCUUGUGGAAGAACAUCAAAACAAGAUUGUAGUUCAACAACUUAUUGCUAAGAUCCUAAUGCAACAAAUGGAGUUUGUGUUAAUUAAUGUUAAGGUUCAACAGUAAAUAAUUGUGCUUGUGGAUCUCAAACGCUUUCAUAUUGUAGUGCAACUUAAAGAUGUGAAGAUGUAAUGGCAAAUUCAGGUAAUUGUUUGAAUAUAUGUACUACUAAAUUGUAAAAUAAUUGUUCUUGUGGUUAAAGUCAAUUUAGCAAUUGUAAUAAUUCUUAAUAUUGUGUGGACCCUACUGCUACUAAUGGAUAAUGCUAUGAAAAUUGUACAAAUAGUAUAAGAUAAAAUUGUAUUUGUGGUGUGGCAACAAAAUCAGUUUGUUCAAAUUAACAAAAAUGCGAAGAUCCAACUGCUAAUAACGGUAAUUGUAUUUCAACACCUAAUUGUAUUAAUAAUCUUGAUAAAUCGUGUUUAUGUGGUUUAACUUAGAUUUCUGAAUGUUCUUAAUCUACUUAUUGUAUUGAUGUAACUGAUUAGAAAGGAGUUUGCUUAUAAAGUUGUAAUCAAAAUUAAAAAUCUGAUUGCGUUUGCGGUUCAACUUAAAAAAUAGUCUGUUCUAAAACUUAAGUAUGUUAGAAUCCGAAUGAUGCGGAUGGGAUUUGUAUAGAAAAAUGCGUUCGUAAUUUACAAACAAACUGCAUCUGUGGUAAUUCAGCAACUCCUUUUUGUGGUUCAAACGAACAUUGUCAUGAUAUUUAAUAGCUAACAGGUACCUGUGUUUAAUAAUGUAAUUAAUUCCAAAGCAAUUGUGUUUGUGGAUCAUCAUACUUAUCAAAAUGUUCAUCUACAACAUAUUGUUCAUCAAAAUAAGAAGGAGUUUGUUUAGAAAUUUGUACUCAUUAAUCUUCCAAUUGUAUUUGUGGAAAUAAAGUCAAAAAGGUCUGUUCAAACUAAGAAAAAUGCAUUGAUCCAUAUUCCGAUAAUGGGGUUUGUAAUUAAGGUACUUGCACAUAAUAAUUUUAAUCUAAUUGUACUUGUGGUAUAAAUAAUCCAGACUAUUGUAAUAAAAAUUAAUAUUGUUUGGACUUUACAGCACCAAUGGGAGCUUGUUAUGAAAAAUGUAUUUAAAAUCAAAAUAAUUGUUUAUGUGGAAUGGAUUCUUUUGAAAUAUGCUUUGAAUCAUCAUAUUGUAUUUUGUAAUCCAAAGGUUUUUGUAUCCCACAAUGUACUUCAACUAAUUAUCAAAAUUGUUUGAUAUUAUCUGAAAACCUAACUUGUCUUGAUUAAUAUGAUACCAUCUAUGAUGAUAUCACUCGAAAAUGUGUGCCAACUUGCAAAGAAAAUGGCUAAUCCAAUUGUUUUUGUGGUAAUAAGUAGAAUGGUUUAGAUAUAAAAUUGAUUUGCUAAUCUGGUUUUCAAUGCUAAAAUCUUGAUACAAACUAGAGUGGUUGCUUAGAAAAAUGUACAAUUAAUAAGACAUCAAGUUGUUAUUGUGGAUAAGAAAAAUCCCAAUAUUGCAAUGAAAAAGAGACUUGUCUAGAUGUGACUUAAUAAAUAGGUUCAUGCAAAUCAUCUUUAGAUGUUUCAUAAGUUGAUUAUUCCACAAGUCUAUAAAUAGGGUUGUUUGCGAUAAUCUGCCUAUUCAGUAUAAUUUGA
Messenger RNA from Paramecium octaurelia, 2400 nucleotides. The record is from the annotation of a GenBank genome assembly. NCBI's taxonomy places the organism in Eukaryota, Ciliophora, Oligohymenophorea, Peniculida, Parameciidae.